GCUGUUCUCAACUUACAACCCCCACUCGAGUACUCGAAAGAAGUCAAUGAUUACAAAAACUUAAUCAAGACUUUGAUUAUGGGAAUGAAGACCAUAAUUUGGAGCAUUACCAAUGCUCAUCUACCUCGCCCUCAAAAUCAGGUAUCACCUGCACAGGGGAACCUUCAGCAAGUGCAAGUGUCACCAUCUUCUAAUUCCUCGCUUCCACAAGGAUUUAAAGGAAUGAGAGAAGAUGAGGUAAGAAAAGCAUCUGGUAUUUUGAAGAGUGGUGUGCAUUGCUUAGCUCUUUUCAAAGAGAAAGAGGAGGAAAGGGAAAUGCUGCAAUGUUUUUCACAAGCUUUAGCUAUAAUGGAAGCUCGGGACCUUAUGGACAUGUUUGCAUUGCGAAUGCCUGAACUCUUUGACUGCAUGGUUACUAACAUACAGUUACUACAUGUAUUUGCCAACCUAAUCCAAAAUCCCAAGGUCCUCCGGCCCUUGGCAGAUGUUAUGGUUAAUUAUCUUGCUAGUAGCAAACUUGAUGCUCUUAAGCAUCCAGAUUCCCCAGCUGGAAAACUUGUUUUGCAACUUUUUAGAUACCUAUUUGUAUCUGUUGCUAAAUCACCAGCAGAAUGUGAGCGCAUGCUGCAGCCCCAUAUUCCUGUUAUAUUUGAGAUAUGCAUGAAGAAUGCUAUUGAAGUUGAAAAACCUCUUGGUUAUAUGCAACUGCUUCGAAGUAUGUUCAGAUCACUAAAUGGUGGAAAGUUUGAUACACUUUUGCGAGAUCUGAUACCUUCUCUGCAACCAUGUCUCAAUAUGCUGCUAGCUAUGAUUGAGGGACCCAGUGGUGAAGACAUGAGGGAUCUUGUAUUGGAGCUUUGCCUAACCUUGCCAGCUCGUUUAAGCUCAUUGCUUCCACUCCUUCCUCGCCUUAUGAAGCCUCUUGUUCUAGCACUAAAAGGCAAUGAUGAUCUUGUGAGUUUGGGACUCCGGACACUAGAGUUCUGGAUUGACAGUUUGAAUCCAGACUUUUUGGAGCCUAGUAUGGCAAGUGUUAUGUCUGAUGCUAUACUUGCUUUAUGGUCUCAUUUAAGGCCUCUUCCAUACCCGUGGGGAACAAAAGCUUUGCAAUUACUCGGCAAGUUAGGUGGACGAAACAGACGAUUCCUGAAGGAACCCCUCAUGCUUGAGUGCAAAGAGAAUCCAGAGCAUGGCCUCCGUCUUAUACUAACAUUUGCGCCUUCAACCCCAUUUUUAGUACCCCUUGACAGGUGCAUCUAUCUUGCUGUAGCUGCAGUUAUGAAUCAUGGUAGUGGGAUGGAUUCUUUUUACAGAAGACAGGCGCUUAAGUUUCUUAGGGUAUGCUUGGUGUCUCUGUUGAAUCUUCAGGGUAACAUAAUGGUCGAAGGUGUGACUCCUACUCUACUGGGAACAUUAUUGGUUUCUGCAGUGGAUCCUUCGUUGCGGCGUACAGAUACUGCAGAUAUGAAGGUUGAUUUGGGAGUUAAGACAAAGACUCAGCUUAUGGCUGAGAAAUCUGUUUUUAAAACGCUCAUUAUGACCACCAUUGCUGCAAGUGCAGACCCUGACCUCCAAGAUUUGAAUGAUGAAUAUGUUGUCAAUAUCUGUCGCCACUUUGCUAUGCUUUUUCAUGUGGACUAUCCUGGAAAUUCCAUGCUUCCAACGAAUGUCAAUCUAAAUUCCAGAUCAAGAAAUAGUACUUCCAGUUUAAAGGAAUUGGAUCCACUUAUUUUUUUGGAUGCAUUGGUGGAGGUUCUUGCUGAUGAAAAUAGGCUUCAUGCUAAGGCUGCUCUUAAAGUAUUAAAUGUCUUUGCUGAAGCACUUCUAUUCCUUGCUCGAGCAAAACAUGCAGGUCUUCCAAGUUCUAGGAGUGGUCCUGCUACUCCAAUGAUGGUCUCUAGUCCAUCUCUUAACCCAGUGUACUCACCACCCCCAGGUGUUCGGAUCCCUGUCUUUGAACAGCUUUUGCCUCGCCUAUUGCAUUGUUGCUAUGGAAGUACUUGGCAAGCUCAAAUGGGUGGUGUCAUGGGGCUUGGUGCUUUAGUCGGUAAAGUUUCUGUUGAGACCUUAUGCAUUUUCCAAGUGCGGAUAGUUCGUGGCCUUGUAUUUGUGCUUAAAAGGUUGCCAAUGCAUGCUAACAAAGAGCAGGAAGAGACGAGUCAGGUGCUUACGCAGGUCCUUCGUGUUGUGAACAAUGUUGAUGAAGCAAACAAUGAGCCUCGCAAACAGAGUUUUCAGGGAGUUAUUGAAUUUCUUUCUUGCGAACUUUUCAAUCCUAAUGCAUCUAUUGUUGUUAGGAGAACUGUGCAGUCAUGCUUAUCUCUUUUGGCUAGUAGAACUGGCAGUGAGGUCUCUGAGUUGCUUGAGCCUCUGUAUCCCCCCCUACUUCAGCCUUUGAUAACGAGGUCAUUACGUUCUAAGAACGUAGAACAGCAGGUUGGGACAGUUACAGCUUUGAACUUCUGCCUUGCCUUGAGACCGCCUCUACUUAAGCUGACUCCUGAGCUUGUCAAUUUCUUGCAAGAUGCUCUGCAAAUUGCUGAAGCUGAUGAAACUGUAUGGGUUACAAAGCUUAUGAACCCAAAAGUGGUUUCCACGUUAAACAAGCUUCGUACUGCAUGCAUUGAGCUACUUUGCACUGCGAUGGCUUGGACAGAUCUUAAAACACCAAACCAUGCUGAACUGCGUGCAAAAAUCAUAUCAAUGUUUUUCAAGUCUCUGACUUGUCGUACCCCAGAAAUUGUUGCUGUUGCUAAAGAAGGGCUUCGACAGGUAAUCCAGCAACAGAAGAUGCCAAAGGAUCUUUUGCAGAGCAGUUUAAGGCCUAUUUUAGUUAACUUGGCACAUACAAGAUCACUUACCAUGCCUUUGCUCCAAGGAUUGGCCCGUUUACUUGAGCUUCUAUCAAACUGGUUCAAUGUCACUUUGGGCGUUAAGCUAUUGGAUCAUUUGAAAAAAUGGUUAGAACCUGAAAAGCUUGCUCAAACUCAGAAGUCUUGGAAGGCUGGGGAUGAACCAAAGGUUGCUGCAGCCAUGAUUGAUCUUUUUCAUCUACUCCCACCAGCUGCUGGGAAGUUUCUUGAUGAUCUUGUCACAAUUGUAAUUGACCUGGAGGGAGCACUUCCCCAGGGACAGUUUUAUAGUGAAAUUAACAGUCCAUAUCGGAUUCCACUCGCCAAAUUUUUGAAUCGUUAUGCAUCAGAAGCUGUUGAUUACUUUCUUGCACGAUUAGAUCGCCCAAAAUAUUUUAGGCGGUUCAUGUAUAUAAUUUGCUCAGAUGCAGGUCAACCCUUGAGAGAAGAGCUGGCCAGGUCACCACAAAAGAUAAUCUCCAAUGCAUUUCCACAAUUUUCUUCACCAGCAGAUGGAUCUUCUAGUCAAAAAUGUUCUGCUAUGACUGAAGAAGCGUUUAAUAAUCCCAUUUCAGAAAGUUUUUCUGCUUCAUCAACGAACUUGGGAGCAAGCUCUGAUGGCUACUUUCAUGGACUUUAUAUUAUCUCAACUUUGGUUAAAUUGAUGCCUGCUUGGCUUUAUACCAAUAGAACUGUGUUUGAAACUUUAUUGCGAGCUUGGAAGUCACCAGCCAGGGUUGCAAGGUUACAGAAUGAGCAGGAAUUAAGUUUACUUGAGGUCAAGGAAAGCAAAUGGCUUGUCAAAUGCUUUCUCAAUUAUUUAAGGCAUGAUAAGUCGGAAGUUGGAGCUUUGUUUGAAAUGCUAUCAAUUUUCUUGUUCCACAGUCGCAUAGAUUAUACGUUCCUAAAGGAAUUCUAUAUUAUCGAGGUUGCUGAAGGACAUCCACCAAGCUUGAAGAAAGUAAUUCUUUUGCACUUCUUGAAUGUCUUCCAGUCAAAGUUAUAUGGUCAAGAUCACUUGGUCAUUGCCAUGCAAAUUUUGAUUCUUCCCAUGUUAGCUCAUACAUUUCAAAAUGAACAAAGCUGGGAAGUAGUUGACGCUGCUGUAAUCAAAACAAUUGUUGAAAAGCUUCUUGAUCCUCCUGAAGAGGUUAGUGCUGAAUAUGAUGAACCCUUGAGGAUUGAACUUCUACAGCUCGCCACAUUACUUUUGAAAUAUCUGCAAGCUGAUCUUGUACAUCACCGUAAGGAGCUCAUAAAAUUUGGUUGGAACCAUCUGAAGCGUGAAGAUAAUUCUAGUAAACAAUGGGCUUUUGUAAAUGUUUGCCACUUCUUGGAGGCUUAUCAAGCUCCUGAGAAAAUUAUUCUUCAGGUUUUUAUUGCUCUGCUAAGAACUUGCCAACCUGAGAAUAAGUUGCUAGUUAAACAGGCUCUUGAUAUACUGAUGCCUGCUCUCCCACGACGGCUUCCUCCUGGUGAUAGUAGAGUACCAAUAUGGAUUCGUUAUACCAAGAAAAUACUUGUUGAAGAGGGCCAUUCAAUUCCCAAUAUGAUCCAUAUUUUUCAGCUAAUUGUCAGGCACUCAGAUCUAUUUUAUAGUUGCAGAGCACAAUUUGUUCCUCAGAUGGUGAACUCUCUCAGCCGAUUAGGAUUGCCUUACAACACAACAGUUGAAAAUAGACGCCUUGCCAUUGAACUUGCUGGUUUAGUUGUUGCCUGGGAGAGGCAAAGGCAGAAAGAAAUGAGAGUUGUGCUAGAAACAGAUGAUCAUGGCCAGGUUAGCGAUGCUUUUAUUCCUAAUCCUAUUGCUGGGGAUUUAAAGCGUCCUGUAGACACUUCAACUUUUUCUGAUGACCUGAGUAAGCGGGUCAAGGUUGAACCAGGCCUUCAGUCCCUUUGUGUAAUUUCACCCGUUGGUUCAUCUAUCCCAUGUAUUGAUACACCUGGAUCUGCUGGUCAAGCUGAUGAAGAGUAUAAACCUAAUGCUGCAAUGGAGGAGAUGAUUAUCACUUUUCUAAUAAGAGUUGCACUGGUGAUAGAACCUAAGGACAAGGAAUCAAGCUUUAUGUACAAGCAGGCACUGGAGUUACUUACACAGGCCUUGGAGGUCUGGCCAAAUGCUAAUGUCAAGUUCAAUUAUCUUGAGAAACUGUUGGGAAAUAUGCAACCUUCUCAGCCCAAAGAUCCAGCAACUGCUCUUGCUCAGGGUCUUGAUGUUAUGAACAAAGUUUUGGAAAAGCAGCCGCGCAUCUUUAUCAGAAACAAUAUUAAUCAUAUCUCACAGAUUCUUGAACCCUGCAUCCGUAGCAAGAUGUUAGAUGCUGGCAAGUCCCUUUGCUCCUUAUUGAAGAUGGUUUUCAAUACUUUCCCGCUUGAGGCAGCCAGUACACCUCAUGAUGUGAAGUUAUUAUAUCAAAGGGUUGCAGAUCUCAUUCAAAAGAAUCUUGCUGCUACAGCCCCGCAGAUGUCACUUGAAGCAGGCUCUAAUUCAAUGAUCAGCUUUUCACUCUUCAUUGUUAAAACAUUAACAGAAGUUCAAAGGAGUUUGAUUGAUCCAUUUAUAGGUCCAAUGGUUCGUGUCCUUCAACGUCUGGCAAGGGAUUCAGGCUCUUCAACUGGAACUCAAAUCAAACAAGGACAUAAAUCUGAUUUGGAUUCAUCUUCUAGUAUGCGUAGCGCUAAUGAUUCUGGAUCUGUCAUCUCAAAUAUGAAAUGCAUCGUAAAUCUAAUCAGUGAAAGAGUCAUGCAGUUUUCUGAAUGUAAAAGACUGAUAACUCAAACGUUGCAUGUAUUACUCUCUGAAAAAGGAACGGAUUCAAGUGUGCUGCUAUGCAUACUGGAUGCAAUAAAAUUCUGGAUUGAGGAUGAUUUCAAGCAUGUUUCAUCGGGAACUUCAAGCAUGUCUCUUGCUUCAAAGGAUAUUGUUUCCUAUUUACAGAAGCUAUCACUAGUUGAUAGGAGGGACUUCUCGUCAACUACAUUGGAAGAAUGGGACAAAAAAUAUCUUGAGCUUAUAUAUGGUUUAUGUGCAGAUUCAAGCAAGUAUCCUUUGGCACUUCGUCAAGAGGUAUUUCAGAAGGUGGAGCGACAAUAUAUGCUGGGCCUAAGAGCGAAGGAUCCAGAAAUUAGACAGCGGUUCUUCUUACUUUACAACAAUUCUUUUGAGAAAACGUUGUUCAUCAGACUUCAGUAUAUUAUCCAAUUUCAGGACUGGGAAGCCGUGAGUGAUGUUUUCUGGUUGAAGCAGGGACUUGAUCUUUUGUUGGCAGUCCUGGUGGAAAAUGAACCAAUCAAUCUUGCUCCAAAUUCUGCACGAGUGCCACCACUUAUGGUAUCAGGACCACAUCUGGACCGUUCAUGUGUUCUGCCACAGGUUUCCGAUGCUCCAGAUGGCCAUGAGAGUGCUCCGCUCACAUUUGAAUUUCUUCUGACUAAGCAUGCUCAGUUUCUAAAUGAAAUGAGUAAACUUCAGGUUGCCGACCUUGUGAUUCCUUUAAGGGAAUUAGCGUAUGCGGAUGCUAAUGUUGCAUAUCAUUUAUGGGUAUUGAUUUUCCCAAUAGUUUGGGUCACCCUUCAGAAAGAUGAGCAAGUUUCUCUGGCUAGACCCAUUAUAUCACUUCUGUCUAAAGACUACCACAAGAAGCAACAAGCAACCAGACCUAAUGUUGUGCAGGCACUUCUAGAAGGUAUUCAUUUGUGUCACCCCCAGCCUCGAAUGCCAAGUGAGCUAAUCAAAUAUAUUGGGAAGACUUACAAUGCCUGGCAUAUCUCUCUAGCUCUCCUUGAGAGUCAUGUCGUGUUGUUCAUGAAUGAACCAAAAUGUUCUGAAUCACUUGCCGAGCUUUAUCGAUUGCUUAAUGAAGAAGAUAUAAGAUGUGGAUUAUGGAAGAGAAGGUCAAUUACCGCAGAAACAAGAGCAGGCCUAUCUCUAGUCCAGCAUGGUUACUGGCAGCAUGCUCAAAACCUCUUUUAUCAGGCAAUGAUCAAGGCCACACAGGGUACUUACAACAAUACAGUUCCCAAGGCUGAAAUGUGUCUUUGGGAAGAACAGUGGCUUUGUUGUGCUAGCCAGCUAAGUCAGUGGGAUGCAUUGGCAGACUUUGGAAAGAGUGUGGAGAACUAUGAAAUUCUUUAUGACUGCCUUUGGAAGGUUCCAGAUUGGGCUUAUUUGAAGGAUAAUGUAAUUCCAAAGGCUCAAUUAGAAGAGACACCAAAACUUCGUAUAGUUCAAGCAUUUUUUUCUCUUCAUGAUAGAAAUACAGGCGGUGUUGGAGAUGCUGAAGGUACUGUGUCCAAAGGCGUUGAAUUGGCACUAGAACAGUGGUGGCAAUUGCCUGAGAUGUCCGUUCAGUCCCGCACACCACUUUUGCAGCAGUUUCAGCAGCUUGUUGAGGUCCAAGAAUCAGCAAGAAUUCUACUUGACAUUGCUAAUGGAAACAAACAAACAUCUGGAAAUUCUGGUUCUGGUGUUCACAGUGGGUAUGCAGAACUCAAAGAUAUCUUUGAGACUUGGAGGCUUAGAACUCCUAAUGAAUGGGAUAACAUGACUGUUUGGUGCGAUUUACUUCAAUGGAGAAAUGAGAUAUAUAAUGCUGUAAUUGAAGCAUUCAAGGACUUCGCAUCAACAAAUCCACAGCUCCAUCAUCUUGGUUACCGAGAUAAAGCAUGGAAUGUGAAUAAGCUUGCUCACAUUGCACGUAAGCAUGGCCUGUAUGAUGUUUGUGUGACAAUUCUUGACAAGAUGUAUGGUCAUUCUACCAUGGAAGUGCAGGAAGCCUUUGUGAAAAUAAGAGAACAGGCAAAAGCUUAUCUGGAAAUGAAAGGAGAACUAAGCAGUGGUCUCAACUUGAUCAACAACACUAAUCUUGAGUACUUUCCUGUGAAAAACCAAGCAGAAAUAUUUCGCAUCAAAGGAGACUUCUUGCUAAAGAUGAAUGAUUGUGAGAAUGCUAAUCUUGCAUAUUCCAAUGCUAUAACUGUUUUCAAACAUUUGCCUAAGGGAUGGAUAAGUUGGGGCAAUUAUUGCGAUAUGGUUUAUAAGGAAACACACGAUGAAAUGUGGUUAGAAUAUGCUGUGAGUUGCUUCUUUCAGGGCAUUAAAUAUGGUGUUUCGAACUCGAGGAGUCAUUUAGCUCGCAUACUUUACCAUCUUAGCUUUGAUACAACAAAUGAACCUGUUGGAAGAGCUUUUGAUAAAUACAUGGACCAGUUACCACAUUGGGUCUGGCUUUCAUGGAUACCUCAGCUGCUUCUUUCUUUGCAAAGGAGUGAAGCACCGCAUUGCAAGCUAGUUCUUUUAAAAAUUGCUACUGUGUAUCCUCAGGCUUUAUACUACUGGCUACGUACAUAUCUCAUGGAACGACGGGAUGUUGCUAAUAAAUCUGAAUUUGGAAGGAAUUCAACAUUGGCUCAACAACGCAUGCAACAAACCGGUUCAGGGUCCAAUGGUAUGUCUGAUGGAAGUGGAAGAGGUCUGAAUCAUGUUAGUAGUGGCUUGCCUUCUGAAAGCCAUAUUCAUUCUGGCUCCCAAAAUGGAAGUACUUCUGGUUCUCAUGAUGGAGGAGGUACUCAAGGGCAAGAUUCUGAAAAACCAGCUAAUGCAGAAGCUGCAGUUAAUGCUGGACAUGAACAACCUCCACAAGCUGUAGUUCAAGAAAACAACCAACUUCCAUUUAGGCGUAAUACUGCACUUGGUUGGGCUGCUUCUGCGACCAGUGCAUUUGAUGCUGCAAAGGACAUAAUGGAAGCUCUUAGGAACAAGCACCCAAACUUGGCUAGUGAACUUGAGGCACUGCUAUCAGAAAUAGGCUCAAGAUUUGUUACUCUUCCUGAGGAGCGGCUUCUUGCUGUUGUUAAUGCAUUACUUCAUCGUUGCUAUAAGUAUCCAACUGCUACUACUGCUGAGGUUCCACAAUCUCUUAAAAAGGAGCUAUCUGGAGUUUGUAGGGCUUGCUUCUCUGCAGAUGCUGUGAACAAGCAUGUUGAUUUUGUGAGGGAAUAUAAACAGGAUUUUGAACGUGAUCUGGAUCCUGAGAGCACGAACACAUUUCCGGCUACCCUUUUAGAAUUAACCGAUAAGCUGAAGCACUGGAAAAAUAUUCUCCAAAGCAAUCUUGAGGAUAGGUUUCCUGCCGUUUUAAAAUUAGAGGAAGAGAGUAAAGUAUUGCGGGACUUUCAUGUUGUUGAAGUGGAGGUUCCUGGACAGUAUUUUACUGAUCAGGAAGUCGCACCUGAUCAUACAAUAAAGUUGGACAGAAUUGGGGCGGACAUUCCUAUUGUUAGGAGGCAUGGUAGCAGUUUCCGGCGCCUCACACUUAUUGGGUCUGAUGGUUCCCAGCGCCAUUUCAUUGUUCAGACAUCUCUUACUCCUAAUGCCAGAAGUGAUGAACGCAUUCUUCAGCUCUUCCGAGUAUUGAAUAGGAUGUUUGACAAGAAUAAAGAAUCAAGGCGGCGCCAUCUAACAAUUCAUACCCCAAUUAUAAUACCUGUUUGGUCACAGGUUCGAAUGGUAGAGGAUGACGUUAUGUAUAGCACAUUUCUUGAGGUCUAUGAGAUCAACUGUGCGCGGAACAAUCGAGAGGCGGAUUUGCCAAUCACUGAUUUCAAGAAAAAACUCAAUCAGGCUAUCUCUGGACAGAUAUCACCUGAGGGAGUAGUUGAACUACGCUUGCAGGCAUAUCUUGAGAUCACAAGAACUGGGGUGAAUGAUAACAUCUUUUCCCAGUACAUGUACAAGACAAUCCCAAAUGGUAACCAUCUUUGGGCCUUCAAGAAGCAAUUUGCCGUUCAGCUAGCACUUUCAUGCUUUAUGUCAUACAUGUUGCAAAUUGGGGGUCGUUCUCCGAAUAAGACUCUAUUUGCGAAGAACACUGGAAAGAUUUUUCAAACCGAUUUUCACCCUGCUUAUGAUUCAAAUGGAAUGAUUGAGUUCAAUGAACCAGUACCUUUUCGCUUGACUCGCAAUAUGCAGUCUUUCUUCUCAAAUUUUGGAGUUGAAGGUCUCAUUGUAUCUGCUAUGUGUUCUGCUGCACAAGCUGUUUCUUCACCCAAGCAAAGCCAGCACAUUUGGUAUCAACUUGCCAUGUUUUUCCGUGACGAACUCCUUUCUUGGUCUUGGAGACGGCCCCUUGGCUUGAAUUCGGCCCCUGCUACUUCUGGAGGAAUCAAUCCUUUGGACUUCGAGCUGAAGAUUACGAGUAAUGUGGAGCAUGUCAUAGAACGUAUCAAAGGGAUAGCACCACAUCCCUCUUCAGAUGAGGAGGAAAAUACAACUGACCCACCUCAGUCUGUGCAAAGAGGAGUCACAGAUCUAGUUGAAGCCGCCUUGAACCCAAAGAAUCUGUGCAUGAUGGAUCCAACUUGGCAUCCCUGGUUUUAAGUAAGCGUUUCCAAACAUGUCUCUCUUGUGAAGCUUCUGACACGCAGUUGAUGAGCAGAAAAUGUUUUUAUUUUCUCUGUACAAAUGGAUCUGUUGCAUGCUUAAACUGCUCAUUGGCUUGUAAUGUGAAAGAAUGCUCAUUUUAGUGGUGAAAUAUAUAAAAUACGAGAAGAGCUUGGGAUGGACUCUUUUUUUU
This is a messenger RNA of Dendrobium catenatum, 10426 nucleotides long. Its product is annotated as transformation/transcription domain-associated protein. Gene Ontology annotation, biological process: DNA repair; regulation of DNA-templated transcription. Gene Ontology annotation, cellular component: SAGA complex; nucleus; NuA4 histone acetyltransferase complex. Gene Ontology annotation, molecular function: transcription coregulator activity; protein binding. Lineage: Eukaryota; Viridiplantae; Streptophyta; Magnoliopsida; Asparagales; Orchidaceae. The record is from RefSeq and is a predicted model, not a curated record.